GUGUCAGCCUGGCGCGGACAAUCCCAGGGAGGUGCCAGGCACGGAACUGGGGACAAUAGGGCCCGCUCGCCCCGGGUUCGCGCCAGGGCAACGCUCCCGAGGGCCGGAGCCGGGGGCGGGGAGGAGGAUGUAGGUGACGGAGGCUCCGCCCUGCUCGGGGCCGGUCUCCCCGGCGGAGGAGCCUGCGUUCGGCAUUGUGACGCUGGCGGGGCUGGAACACCUGGGGCGGCAGCAGCUCAGCAGGCCCCGGCGCGGGCUGUGGGGGGCGCCCCGGCGAAGAGGGGCCGCGCGGGGAGCGGGGCGCGCAGAGCCCUCUGCGUCCAGCACGGGGCGGCCGCGCCCUCCGCAUCCCCGGACAAGUUCUAAGUGUCUGAAGAAAAUAAAGAAACAUGGAUGGCCAUAAGUACAGUUAUUCAAGGGAAUUUUAUGACCAGUAUGCUCAAAGCCAGGAAAAAUCUGUGGUCAAUAAAAUGCAGCAGAAAUAUUGGAAAACAAAACAAACCCUUAUUAAAGUCACAGGAAAGAAGGAAGAUGAACAUGUUGUGGCUUCAGAUGCAGACCUGGAUGCAAAACUAGAGCUGUUCCACUCGAUUCAGAGAACAUGUAUGGAGUUGCUUAAAGCAAUUGAACUCUAUCAAAAAAGAAUUUGUUUUUUGUCUCAGGAAGAAAAUGAAUUGGGGAAAUUUCUUCGAUCACAGGGUUCUCAGGAUAAAACCAGAGCAGGAAAAAUGAUGCAGGCCACAGGAAAGGCCCUCUGCUUUUCUUCUCAGCAAAGGUUGGCAUUACGUACUCCUUUGUGCAGACUAUACCAAGAAGUGGAGACUUUUAGAUAUAGGGCUAUAUCAGAUACAUGGCUGACUGUAAACCGAAUGGAACAGUAUCGGACUGAAUACCGAGGAGCACUACUUUGGAUGAAAGAUGUCUCUCAAGAGCUGGAUCCGGAUCUUUACAAGCAGAUGGAGAAGUUUAGGAAGGUUCAAGCACAAGUACGUCAUGCAAAACUAAAUUUUGACAAAUUGAAGACUGAUGUGUGUCAGAAAGUGGAUCUUCUUGGAGCGAGUAGAUGUAACCUCCUGUCUCAUGUUUUAACAACAUAUCAGACAACGCUGCUUCAUUUUUGGGAAAAAACCUCACACACCAUGGCAGCUAUCCAUGAAAGUUUCAAAGGUUAUCAGCCAUACGAAUUCACUAUGUUAAAGAGCUUACAAGAUCCUGUAAAUAAAUUAACCGAGAGAGCUGAAAAGGAGGAGGAUUUGCAGACUGCAAGCACCAAAUCAGUGGAGGAUCAGCAGAGUCAGUUGAUUUCACUAGAUGAGGAAAACCACAGCAAGGAACUGACCUAUUCAGCUGAAGAUGGGAAGGACAUCCUUUCUACCUUAGGAGGAAGCUUUGACUAUAAAGAGAAUUCAGGUGCCAUAGAUGAUUUAUUAGACCUGAAACCUGAAGAAAGUGCUUUGAAAGACCAUCUUGCAAACUCCCUGGAGCCUGAGUCUGGUGAUAAGGAUGAUAUGGUAUUGUUGAAUGAGAUCCUCAAUGCUUCCUCGUUGGAUGAGGGGGAAUUCAGCAAAGAGUGGACAGCUGUCUUUGGAGAAGACCCGCUCACUGACCUCUCCUCUAUCUCUUCAGUCGGAGAAAUGGAGAGCACUCCAUCAUCAUCAGCAGCACCAUCAGGCUUCCUUCCCUCACAGCUCUUAGACCAAAACAUGAACGAUUUACAGUCCUCUCUACAUGGCUGGGCAGCUAACAGUGUUAGCCAUCCAUCUAUACCACAGCCAGCACAGAAAUCAAACAGCCUGAAUGUGAACACCAACAAGAUGCCUGCGAAAGAACCUGCAAAAAAUCCUAAAGACCUGACUGCUUGGUUCAAUCUUUUUGCUGACCUUGACCCGUUAUCCAAUCCUGAUGCUGUUGGGAAAACAGAUAAAGAACAUGAAUUGCUCAAUGCAUGAGUCUGCGGCCUAUGGUAACUCACACUGCUCCGUUCAUUAACACUAUCUUCGGGUUUAGAAGACUACAACGAAAUCAGUAUGCUGUUGUGAAACUAUAAAGUAUGUGCCAUUAUAAUAAAACUAAAGGGAUUUAACCCCCUUUUAUAUAGGUACAAUUAUUUGAUCUUGUUUUGUAUAAAGAGUUUGCAUUUAUUUUCUAUGUGGACUUACCAAAUGAGGUUAAAAUUUAGGACAGAAUUCUAGCCAUAUUAGGAUACCUGCUGAAACACUGUCAUUGCCUGAGAUGUGCGGAGCUAAUGCUAGAGUGAAAUAUAAAUUAUAAACCUAUUUUUUUAUAAUGUUUCUUGUGCAAAUCAAAAGAUCAUGUAAUGGGAGAGGCUGCAUGAGUCAAAUAAUGAUUGUAUUUGCCACUGCUAUGUUGAGAUGUAAAUUCAAUCUGUUUUGUUAGUAUCCAUAGUGAAAAAUCCAUGCUGAGGCUAAAUUAUUGAAGGAUUAUAUUGGGGUCUAUCAAGCUGCUGUAUUCAUGGUCUCUCUGAUUUAAAUUAUUAGACAAACUGCACUACACAAGACCAAAAAUAUUGCCCAGAGUGCAUCCUUCCUGAGUUUUUCAUUGUGCCAACAGGAUUUGUACAUGCAAAGCAGAAGUUGGGUGCCACUAUUGCUUACACACGCCUUGAAAGCAUUCAAGUUUUCUGUUGAGUAAUUUUUAUCAAACUGAUUUGAUAAGCAUGUGUUUCUUGAGCCUGUUGUGACACUAACUCUCCUUUAAUAAAAUGGUUUUGACAACAAAGAAAAAAAAA
This is a messenger RNA of Chrysemys picta bellii (western painted turtle), 2749 nucleotides long. RefSeq names its product islet cell autoantigen 1 (gene ICA1). Gene Ontology annotation, biological process: regulation of transport. Gene Ontology annotation, molecular function: protein domain specific binding. The record is from RefSeq and is a predicted model, not a curated record. Lineage: Eukaryota; Metazoa; Chordata; Testudines; Emydidae. Gene Ontology annotation, cellular component: Golgi apparatus.